Porites evermanni is the source of this 2882-nucleotide messenger RNA. The record is from the annotation of a GenBank genome assembly. NCBI's taxonomy places the organism in Eukaryota, Metazoa, Cnidaria, Anthozoa, Scleractinia, Poritidae.
AUGGAUUUUCUUCUCGCAGAAAUCAACAGAAAAAGUAAACAGAUCGAACAAAAUGAAGUCACAUCGGUGAGUAUAUUAAGUUUGUGACCAACAGUUAUUUUGAUAGUGAAAGGUGUUGUAGUUCAAAGCGAGCAUCAAUCGAUUUAUGACUGUGACUCGAGGUGCAUGAACAUUUGCAUUUAACCUUACAAUGUAAUCGUAGUUAAGCUUAUGUUUUCAGUUUGUAAGCUGAACAGAAAUAAUUUGACACUCUUAGCUGUUUAAAAUGAUUCGAGUGUCAAACUGAAAGUAUAUUAAGACGAAUGCUACUUGCAUAAUGAAUGAAAUUGCUUUGUUGAAAUUCGUGUGUCGACCAUCCAUAAGGCAAGGCUUAUGGAGAUAAAAUGUAGCAUGACGUUGAGUUAUUUAAGGUACCUUCAUCAGUAGUGCUCCUUUGUUUAAACUAGAACACCAAGUCAGAGACUAGUGGGACUGAACAAAGAGAAAUGAGUUACAAAUGCAACUAUAUAAUACAGACAAAAUUAUUAAACGUCACAGUUCAGACUCUUGUAGUAAAAGUCUGCAAUGGAAAACUUUUUCCGUUUUUGCAUAGCCUGAUAUAAACACGAGAGGGUUGGGAGAAUUCGAGACAGUUAUGCAAACCCGAGACGAAGUUAAGGGUUUGUAUAACCGUUGAGAAUUCUCCCAACCCCUCGAGUGUUUAUAUCAGGCUAUGCAAAUACAGGAAAAAGUUUUCUAUUGCUUUUAUAAAUUAACUUCCCUGAGAAAAAAAAACAAAACUCUUUGUUAUCGCACUGAUUAAAAAAGAAAUUCUUACCAUUCGCGAAGUCUUGUACAUGAAGCCUUGCAUGUGUAAUCAGUUCUUGUUUUUCAAAAAAGAUCCUUUCCAAAAUAUGGAUUUUUUGCACUUGAAAUGUCAACUUUUAAAAGUGAAAAUUAUUGACACAGCAUAUUUGGAAAGAUUUUCCAAUUUUCAGCGGACGAGGCAAUGGGUAAAUAAAGUAAACUUGUAGAGUUGUCAACUCAAAAAUUAUUUCAAAUUGGUGCUUGUGUUAUUAGUGCACGAAAAGCAAAACAUUUUGUUGUCACAACCUUGUUUACAUACUCUCAUGCAAACAUACCUCUCGGCCAAUCAGAGUGCAGGUACUAUCUUAGUUAUUGUAUAAAAAUAAUAUAGAUAUUGUAAGCAGUAUCUGUUGUAGAUGUUGUGGUUUAAUUUUAGCCUUGGUUUAAAUUUUAUUUCCCUUUGUUGUUGGGUAUGGUAUGAUAAUGAGUUUGAAACGAAGGAAAAUAAAAUUUAAACCAAUUUUAAUAUUUAUGAAAAACUACAACAUACUUAGGUAAAAAUCCAUUUUCAGGUUAAAUCAGGAUUCCCUUUGUCCCCUAUUAAUAAUAAUACUACAGCUCAGAAUCAAACAAGGUUAAAAAUAUUGUAUUAAUAUGAGAACAGCUGUUACCUACAUGCUGCUCCUUGGUUUAACUUACUUGUACCAAGUACAGUCUAAACAGCGUUUUUUCUGUAUUUAUUUUUAGAAUAAGAAGUACUUUAGAAGAGGUGACCUAGCAGCAAAACAAGCAGAGGAAUACAAGAAGAAACAAGAGGUUCAGUGUUAACAUGGCUACUGUAUUUAUUUGAUUAGGUUCCCUGGGGGUAUUAAACUUUUGGGCCUUAAGUGUGAGUGCUUAUUCAAGGCUGGGGGCAGGGGCGUAGCCAAGAUUUUUCAAAGGGGGGGUCACAGAGGCUACUCACCAGAUUGUCAUGUCGACCUCCACGCCCAUAUUAAGAAGAAGACAAGAGCCAUUGACGAAAAUGCUUUACAAAAAAACAAAUUGUAAAAAAGUGGGCUUUUUAACAAUGGCUUUUACCACCAAGAUAUUGUCUGUUUGCUCAAAACAAGGCCUACUUAGGGGGGGUCACGGGCACCCCAGGACCCCCCCUAGCUACGCCCCUGGCUGGGGGCUUGUUAAAUUUUUAUUAUUUUGAGCAUGUAUUAAGUUAGUUUUAUAAUAAAACAGUAAAUAAUAACAAAAUGUGAAGAUGUGCCAGAGCAGAGUUUUAACUGUUCAUCGAAAGUUUGUUUUAAAAAUGGCUUUAAAGAAAACUUUCUCUUCGGAGAAUUCUGCAAAUGGGUCAGUUGAAAAGAACCAAUAAAAACUUAAGUGGACAAUAAAAGUAUUGGUCAUUAUUUCUUUACUGCCCAAUCUGAGAUGGGGCAGUAAAGAAAUAAUCACCAAUACUUUUAUUGUCCACUUAGGUUUUUUUGGGGGGGAGGGUGGUCAGUAAAACAUCAGAAAGCCCCUUUAGUGCCUCAACUAAGUGUCUCAACUAAUUUUGUCACCAAUUGUAGGUUAAAAAAAAUUUUAACCUGUCUUUGUGUUUUGUGCUGAUAAUAGUAAUUUAUAGUGAAAAGCUUUGACUGCCCCACUGGGUUUUAGCUACUCUGUCAGAGUACUUCCUAUACAAUAUAAUAUUCAUUUUAAUUUCUUUCAGGCAAAACUGGCAGGUGCCACUCAACGUCAGACAGAAUUCUAUCUUAUUUUCAUGAGAAAUUCUUGAUCAUGAGAUCUAGCUAUAACGUAAAGGAUGUAGGGGCAAGAGACAAGGGUACUGAUCAUCAGAUCUGGAGGAGCUACAAAAGUGGACAGAAGUCGUUGAGACAGUUAUGCAAUAUUGCCCCCCUUCAAGUACCUGAGUGUAAUUUCAGCAUGCCCUUAUAAAGCUGCGCUAUGUUUUUGACAAAGGUUUUGCAGAUCUCUCUCCCUCAACCUGCUGUAUGUAAUGCUAUAUAGGUACAUUGUACAUGUACAUAGCACACAAACAAUCAGGGACAAAAGUCCUUGUGAUAGUCGUGUAGUAUUCGUUCUUACCUGUAAUUUCAGGA